GAUUUUCCUGAGAUGAAUAUUGGUCCAGUUAGGGCAUUCAACCUUAUGAGAAAGAUUCGUGGUGGAUUUGAUAAGGUUAGAGUGACGUCUACUGAUUGUAAAAAUUUUAAAAGAGAUAUUAAUUUGUUCAUUGGAGAGUUUGAUGUGGAUAUGGUUGUCCAACGUCUUAUGAAGAAGAAGCUGUAUUUGCCGAAUUUUUCUUGUGAAUUUUAUUGUGAUGAAAAAGGUGCUCUUGCUGGAUUAUUUUGGGCUGAUGAAGAAAUGAAACUGAAUUAUGAGGUCUUUGGGGAUGUUAUGUCUUUUGAUGCUACGUUCCGUACGAACAGGUAUGACUUGGUAUUUGUUCCGUUCACUGGAAUCGAUAAUCAUCAUCACAAUGUCACGUUUGCUGGUUCUUUGUUAGCAUCUGAAACUGCUGAAUCAUAUAAAUGGCUUCUUCAAAGUUUUUUGAAGGCUUUUGGUGUUGCACCUAAGGUGGUUGUGACUGAUCAGGACGCUGCAAUGAAAAUUGCCAUCCGAGAUGUUUUCCCAGAUACCAGACAUCGUUUGUGUAUGUGGCAUAUAAUGAUCAAAGUUUCUGAAAAGGUUGGUACUGAGCUAUCACAAGAUGAGGUUUUUAAAGAAGAUAUAUGUGAUGUUGUAUGGACUGAUGCUCUUGAACCAGCACAGUUUGAGACACAAUGGUGUGAUUUAAUGAUUAAGUACAACCUUACUAGUAACAGCUGGCUGUCUGAUAUGUACAACCUCAGAUCAGUGAAAAUCAUUUUUUUGGUCAAUUAACCAACACAAAAUUGUCAUUAGUUGAGUUUUUGAGCCAUUUUGAUACUGCAAUGGAAUCUCAGAGGUUUAAGCGCAGCAAACGUGAUCAUGAUACCAGAUACACACAACCUCGCAUGAAAACCAAUUAUGAAUUGGAACUGGAAGCUGCAAAGAUUUAUACUCGGGGGAUAUUUUUUGAUGUUCAAGAAGAAAUUCGACUUGCUUGCAAGAAUUGUAUGUGCAGGCGUGAAGAAGAAGUUGGUGAUUCAAUUAAGUUUUAUAUUCUACAGGUCAAUCUUCCUGGCCUUCAUGAGGUAUUUAUUUAUACCUUUAGUA
Molecule: messenger RNA, 1095 nt
Organism: Helianthus annuus (common sunflower)
Lineage: Eukaryota; Viridiplantae; Streptophyta; Magnoliopsida; Asterales; Asteraceae
Product: protein FAR1-RELATED SEQUENCE 5-like
Exons: 3
Coding region: 13-780 (255 amino acids)
Biological process (GO): regulation of DNA-templated transcription
Source: RefSeq, a predicted model, not a curated record